AUAAGCUUGUAAGAUAAGAAGAAAGGAGUUAGAUCAGUUAAUGGCAAACAUGACAAGAACAGCUGCAACUCCCAUCUACCCAUUUCUAAAAUCUAACCCAAAAAAUCAUCAGUAUAAUAACUGUGAUAACUACCUUUUAUUCAGAAAUUACGCGCCACUUCUGUCACCUCAUCAACUAAAACCCUUUUCUCUUUCCACAUCUUGGUUGUCAUCUAGACUCAAUUGCGGCGGCAGAGACGACGUCUGGGAUGAUGAUAAUGAUAAUGCUUCUCUCUCCACCGCGACUGCCGCCUACUCUGUCCUCGGCGUCGAAGCUCACUGCUCUACUGCCCAACUUAAGGCUGCUUUCAGAGCCAAAGUGAAGGAAUUUCAUCCUGAUGUGAAGAGCAAUCAACACAAUUCUGAUUUGAUGAUUCGCCGUGUGAUUCAAGCGUAUGAGAUGCUCUCAAAUAUUAGCAGGUCAGAGAUAAUUGAAAGCGAAUGUUUAGAUCCUUUUGACAAUCCAGAAUGUGAGGCAUUUGAUACUUUUGUCAAUGAAGUUUUAUGUGCUGGAAAAGGAUGCCCAUAUUCUUGUGUCAAACAGGCCUCUCAUGCUUUUACCUUUUCUUCUUUCGGAACUGCACGUGCAACUUAUCAAGGUGUAGGAAAAGCCGAAGACUACAGAAUACAACUAGCUGUGGGUCAGUGCCCCCGAAGUUGUAUUCACUAUGUCACGCCUUCUCAGAGAAUCAUACUAGAGGAGCUCCUUGAUUGCAUUCUGAAUGCUCCAUAUGAUACCUCAGCUGAAGCUGAUUUGCUUUAUUCUCUCAUUAUCAAAGCCAAGUUUGAGAACAACCGGUAUCAAAAACCAAAGAAGAAGCCUAAAUCAUCUACUGAACACAUAGACUGGUUCUGAACAGGCUUUCUUAAAUAAGGGCAAGGUUAAACAUGCUCUCAUAAAUAAGUUCAAGGUAGCACCAAAUAUACUUUGAUGGAUGAGGUUGUUUUCCUCCCUUAGUUUGACAUAUAUGCAUACGUAAUUGUUGUUCUGGUGUCGAAAUACGUUUCUGCGAUCGACAACAUUGAAGGUUCUCUGCCUACGAUCAGUGGCGGAUUCAGGAUUUUAUGGAUGGUGUGUCACCGCCGACCAUAGUCCAUAAACUCAUGUCAUUCAAUAACUAAUAGAAGUAUAUACGUAUAUAUAUUUCAUAAAAAAAUCAUCCCAUUUGUUAUAAAUAUUCAUAUUAUACGUGUUACAAUUUUUUUCA
This is a messenger RNA of Spinacia oleracea (spinach), 1247 nucleotides long. RefSeq names its product chaperone protein dnaJ C76, chloroplastic. The coding region runs from base 41 to 895 and encodes 284 amino acids. The record is from RefSeq and is a predicted model, not a curated record. Lineage: Eukaryota; Viridiplantae; Streptophyta; Magnoliopsida; Caryophyllales; Amaranthaceae. The transcript has 7 exons.